This is a messenger RNA of Pieris macdunnoughi, 369 nucleotides long. The record is from the annotation of a GenBank genome assembly. Lineage: Eukaryota; Metazoa; Arthropoda; Insecta; Lepidoptera; Pieridae.
AUGGACUCGCGGCGGCGCGCGUGGAUACGUCUCGCAAUACCGUCCGGCGCGAGGGCUACGUGCGUUGUGAGGUGGUCGACGUCCGGGCGGCGGCGAGUGCUCUCCCCCCCGUCCGCCCCGCGCCCCGCCAGCCCCGCCCCCCGCGCGCCCGCCAAUGGGAAGCCUGUCCGUGGCCCCGCCCCGCCCGCGCUCUCCCACCCGCCGCGCCCUGCAUUUUUAAUCGCGUGGCGAGCGAGGCGAUCGUUUGGCUCGUCCGCACCGCCUCAUGCAAAUUACAAUGCUGUUUUCCGACGGUGUUUGAUCCUUUUUGACCUUAGUUUAUGCGAUAAACAAGCUUCUCUUUAUUUUGUAGACAAUUUGAAAUUAUAA